CCGCGAGGCGUGUUUAGAGCCCGUCAGCUGCGACGACACUGAGCAUCCUAGAGCCGCUUUAACAAUCCUAAUGUCAGUAAUAUAACAGCAUAAAAUCCUGAAAAGAGUUAUAUCGGAGGAAUUCUGCUGCGUCAAGUAUAUUUAAAUAUAUCCUCAACAAAAGGCAACGAUGUCGGGCAAAGACCGGAUCGAUAUUUUUCCUUCGAGAAUGGCACAGACCAUCAUGAAGGCACGUCUGAAAGGAGCUCAGACCGGACGCAACCUGCUAAAGAAGAAAGCAGACGCUCUGUCCAUGCGCUUCCGGCAGAUUCUGAGGAAAAUCAUUGAGACGAAGACGCUUAUGGGAGAAGUGAUGAGAGAAGCAGCUUUCUCCUUAGCUGAAGCCAAAUUUGCUGCUGGUGACUUCAGCACUACUGUGAUCCAGAAUGUGAACAAGGCCCAGGUGAAGGUCAGGGCAAAGAAGGACAAUGUUGCAGGUGUGACUCUGCCUGUGUUUGAGCACUACCAGGAGGGGGGAGACAGCUAUGAGCUCACCGGUUUAGCGAGAGGUGGAGAGCAGUUGUCCAGGCUGAAGAGGAACUAUGCUAAAGCUGUGGAGCUGCUGGUGGAGUUAGCCUCCCUGCAGACCUCCUUCGUCACCUUGGAUGAAGCCAUCAAGAUCACCAACCGUCGUGUCAAUGCCAUCGAGCACGUGAUUAUUCCGAGGAUCGAACGAACCCUCACAUACAUCAUCACUGAACUUGAUGAGAGAGAAAGAGAAGAGUUCUACAGGUUGAAGAAGAUCCAGGAGAAAAAGAAGCAGCUGAGAGAAAGGACGGAGAAGGAGAUGGCGAAGCGCCUGGCCAAGCUUGGCCCCAUCGCCGAACCAACUAACAUGGUCGACAUGGAGAAAGACGAGGACCUGCUGUUCGAAUGAGCCAAGUUCGAGCUUCCAGUACACUCUCUAUUUAUUCUGCGUGCUCACCAGGCUAAGCACGGUAUUAUUUGUGAAAGGAAAGAAAUCCACUGUUUUGUGUAUAUGUUGGUACUUAUUUUGUUUCCAGUUUUGUCGUUUGGGGUAAAAAAUAAAAAAUAAAGCAUGUUCACAUUAUAGUAGGUAUAAAUUAAAUAUAAAUAUAUGUACAUUGUUGGUUUAUGCUUGUGGCAAUGACUGACUGUGUUCUCUGUAAGGUUUACUCCCCUAGUCUGUGCAAGUUAUUCAUCAUUAACGACAGUAUGGGAUUACCUGAAAUGCCAUUCCAAGUCCAUCGAUCAUGUUCAGAUGUUAUAUAUGUAAAAUAUACUGUAAUGCAAAUUAGAAAGCUGAUUCUAUACUGGAAGCUCCAUAUCAUUGAUUAUGGCAGAAGUAAUCCCUGUGUAUAGUUAUUCCUACAGUUCAUUGCACCACACUGUCAUGUCAGUGUUCGAUAUGUCAGAAAAAUUCAUCAGGGUGCCCCUUGCUGUGUUGAAAUACUUGUAUAAUCCCAACUAAUCUUGUCUGUGAAAUUUAUUUGGAAUAAAAAUUGUAGAUGUUCAUCAUGAACAUUUUGUUCUAA
Molecule: messenger RNA, 1535 nt
Organism: Clarias gariepinus (North African catfish)
Lineage: Eukaryota; Metazoa; Chordata; Actinopteri; Siluriformes; Clariidae
Gene: atp6v1d
Product: ATPase H+ transporting V1 subunit D
Exons: 9
Coding region: 170-916 (248 amino acids)
Cellular component (GO): proton-transporting V-type ATPase complex
Molecular function (GO): proton-transporting ATPase activity, rotational mechanism
Source: RefSeq, a predicted model, not a curated record